This is a messenger RNA of Wickerhamiella sorbophila, 2316 nucleotides long. RefSeq lists its product as hypothetical. Bases 1 to 2316 code for a protein of 771 amino acids. NCBI's taxonomy places the organism in Eukaryota, Fungi, Ascomycota, Dipodascomycetes, Dipodascales, Trichomonascaceae. Gene Ontology annotation, molecular function: actin binding. The record is from RefSeq and is a predicted model, not a curated record. Gene Ontology annotation, biological process: actin cytoskeleton organization. The transcript has a single exon.
AUGUCCUACGCAGCCUACAGCCACUAUAACCAGCAACAACGCCUGAACAGGCCCCAUCAGGGCCCUGUGUCUUAUACAGCGUAUCCUGGCCAGUCUGUUCCGUGGACUCACCACUCUAGCCGCUCCUACUCGGCUGGGUCUAUUUAUUAUCCCCCCCGAUCCGCAUCCCCCUCGCCCUCCAAGGUAAACGGCUACCAUCCCCGCUCUAGAUCGGUUUCAGGUAAUGACUCGUUUCGAAGCUCGCCAAUUCCCAUGAGCUCUACAACAGCGCCUGCCGGUUCUGUUCCUGACAGAUAUCAUCGGCACCGCCCCUCUUUGAGGUCUUCGCCGAGCGUCAAAAGUUUUGACUUUGACUCGACGUCAACUCAAACGUCAAACACGUCCUCCAGCGGCUCGAUUCCUGAUGAAACCUCCAAACAAACAAACAUUCAACAAGUGCGCGAUGUGCUUAACAGGCCCUCGGUCCAAUCGAUGCCUGACCUCACCCUGCCCAAAGCCCGCAGUAAUUCGCCCACAAAGACUCCAGUCCCGGUUGAUAGUAUUACGCCCCCAUCUUCGGUAAGUGGUCCAACCGCCGCUUUCCAGCCAAUUCAACCAAAGUGGGCUAGAGCACCUUCCCCGCCUGACCCUGUGACCCAGCCACCAGCCCGUCGACAGCCGGCGAAGCAAGGACCAUUGGUAUUGCCAUCAGAUAUGCGAGUCAGGCACUCAGUAUCUAUGGUGGACUUACCUUCUGACGAGAAGAAUACGAAACCAAUGGUACGUCAGUCUGAGCCGACUUCCCGUCGAUCUCCAUCUGUUGAAGCCCUCCGUGGACCCCCUGUGGUUGCCAUGCCAGCCCCUCGUCCACACAGCAUGUACACCAACUAUUCGCUGACACCGGAGAUUUCUCCAAAGACAUCAAUUCAGAACGACGCCGAGACAAGAAGUCUCCAACCUGGUAGAGGCCCCGUACGCCCCACGCAACCACAACGUCCUGCAUCAGUUCUUGGCGUCAUAGGUGAAGCCAAAGCUGUUGCUAAUGCUCGAUCUCAAGGGCCGGCGCCGGCGCCGGCGCCAGUGCAUGCUGAUGCUCAAGCGAAACAAACAUUGAAGAAGUCGCGCUCCUUUGGUGAUCGUCUGCGGUCCCUGUUUGGAUCCGGCAAGUCUACCACUAAUUCAUCUUCUGCUAAAUCCCAGGCAGCGGUAAAGCCUGCACGUCAGCCCUCUCGUACUGGUACUCAAAGCUCCCAGGAACUCAAGAGUGAUGCUGCUUCGAUGACCUCGGUCAAGUCAAGUAUGUCAACUCUUUCUAUGAGCUCGAUGCGCACUAUGUUUAAGCGGAAAGACAAGAAGGUCCCAUCCUCGCCUUCUUUCGAGGUCCUAACACGUCCAAUGUCUGCGCAAGAGCAGCAACAGCAUGUUGAAUCUCAGCUGCGACACCAGUUGCGUGAUCACAAAGGAAGCCAGCCGAAGAUUGAUUAUACCCCUCGGUCAUAUAGGAACUCCUUGGGCGUUUCCCGUCCGGUAUCUGUAUCAUCAAUCAACAGUUUGAGUGAUAGGCAAGGCGGCUCGGUUUCUCGUAUCCCGUCAGCGGUGGAGACAGAAGAGAGCCUGGCCCGCCCUGUUAGUAUGGCGUUUGGCGAUGCGUUAUCUCCAGAGACACCUGAAGUUGCUAUCUUUUCAGAUGGUGUCGAAGAUACGAGAACGCCCACUCCUUUACCCACUCUUGCUGAUGAUCAGGCAGAAUCCGACGAUGACGGCGUUGACUUGUCUACUGCUUCUUCGACAGUGUUUCCCAAAUCUCUGGAUGCAGAAGGCGUGGCCAACAUCCUGUCUUCGCUCGAUGUGCCUCAUCGCGAAUUGAGUCGUAAAUCUUCUCGAAGAUCGAAUCGAAGCGCAAAGGAGCGCGAGGAGGAGUCUGUUCCCGAUCCUCAGGAGAUCUAUGUCGGCUCGACUCCUGAGGAUCUGAAGAGUCUUGAAACGUUCUCAUUUCCCUCAACCUUGGAUUCCUUGGAUCUUUUCCACCCCGCGCUGGAUACAGAGCCUUUCAACUUCCGGGGAGUUUAUGAGCAUGCUGGCUCUCGUACUCGCAGCUCUCUUCGCAAAGGCUCGAGGUCCGGCCCUCGUCGCCAGAAGGUUUCGUUCUCAUCGCGAAUCGUUGUCUUUGAUACCUAUGCCGAGACGGACUACGACCGCACUCCUGAGGAGGCCACUUGCCAUCGCCUGAGCACACCCGGGUUGGCGCAUCAAAUCAAGCAAGAGCUUAACAGUUUCAAAGUACAAAUGGAGGUCCACGAACAAUCCCGAGCAUACACCCAUUAUUUCCGGGACUAA